Messenger RNA from Helianthus annuus (common sunflower), 1104 nucleotides. RefSeq lists its product as uncharacterized. The transcript has 4 exons. Gene Ontology annotation, molecular function: protein dimerization activity. The record is from RefSeq and is a predicted model, not a curated record. The coding region runs from base 1 to 1104 and encodes 367 amino acids. NCBI's taxonomy places the organism in Eukaryota, Viridiplantae, Streptophyta, Magnoliopsida, Asterales, Asteraceae.
AUGGUCCUGUCCGAUGAAUGGAGGGGUGGCAAAUGGGCGAAGGAAGUGGGUGAGAGGAAAGUAGCAUCUACCUUUCAACAAGAAAGAUUUUGGAGAAACAUUGUUUAUGCUCUCAAGUUGACAGGACCACUUGUUAAAGUUCUUAGGAUUGUUGAUGGGGAUAAGAAACCUGCCAUGGGGUACAUCUAUGAUGCUAUGACAAGGGCUAAGGAAGCCAUUGCAGCUAGUUUUUUGAAUAGAAAAGCUGAGUAUAAAAAAGCCUUUGCAAUCAUUGACAAAAGAUGGGAAUGUCAGCUUCAUAGGCCUUUACAUGCUGCUGGAUUUUUUUUGAAUUCGGAAAUGUAUUAUGACAAUCAAGAGAAAGCAAGUGGUGGACCGAUUAGGCGAUGUUUGAUUGGCUGUAUUGGAAGGUUAGUUGUUGAUCCACAUACUCAAGACAUAAUUAGGAGCCAGUUGGAUUCAUAUGAAGAGGCAAUAGGUGUUUUUGGCAAUCCAAUGGCCAUACGUCAAAGAAAGACGAGAUCACCAGCGGAUUGGUGGGCUAGUUAUGGACGUGAUACCCCGGAGUUGCAAAAGUUUGCCAUUCAGAUUCUUAGUCUCACAUGUUGUGCCACGGGGUGUGAGAGAAAUUGGAGUGUCUUCCAACAACUUCAUACUAAAAGAAGAAACCAAUUGGCACAAAAACAAUUAGAUGACUUGGUGAACACCACUGACCCUAUACUUUUACAAGAAAUUGAUGAUAGUAACGAGUGGGUCAUGGGUGUUAUGGAUGAUGAGAAUGAGGAGACUUCGGAGGUUGUGUUUGAUGAUGAUAGUGGUUUGACAUGGCGUAAUGUUGAGAAGGCUUCGGGGGCAUCUGAACCGAUAUAUGCAACAAGAUCAAGUACACAACAAUCCAAAGAAAAGGAUCCUUCUUCCUCCACCCCUACUCUUAGUGUACCACCACCUAAGAAAGCACCAUCUAAAAGACUACAUGUAUUGAUUGAUGAAGGUAUUCAAGAUGAUGAAGAAAUCGAAGAAGAACUUGGCUUGAGUGAAGAUGAUGGCGAAGAUGUGGUACUUGGAGUUGACGAUGAUCAUGGAGAUAGUGAAGAAGACUACUAG